GAGCUGCAGGACUUUAGAAAUGAUCCACAGUGAAGACAAACCGUUCAUGAGGGCUUUUAUUCAGUCCUGUAAUGUUGUGCCUCCACGCCGGGCUUUUAUUGUGAAGGUCCGUCCCGGAUGUGUGCGUGUAUGUGUCAGCGUGUUGUUUCCUGCAGUAGCUGAAGGUCACAGCGGGAGCAUCUCCAUCCUCAGCAUCAUCAGCACCAGUCACUGAUCGAUCCUCUGAUCAGGUUAUUGAUCAGCUGCAGCGCUACGUCACACAGACAGACAGACGGCCUGUGUCACCGCCGCCUGUCUGACGGACUGAGCUCCAGCAGCCUCCGCCUGUCUCUCCUCUGCCCGCCUGUCGGCCUCCGCCUUCUUGCCUGUCCGUCAUGGGGAACCGGGGGAUGGAGGACCUGAUCCCGCUGGUGAACCGGCUCCAGGACGCCUUCAGCGCCAUCGGACAGAACGCCAGCCUCGACCUGCCGCAGAUCGCGGUGGUGGGCGGGCAGAGUGCCGGGAAGAGCUCGGUGCUGGAGAACUUCGUGGGCAAAGACUUCCUGCCUCGGGGAUCCGGCAUCGUCACUCGGCGCCCCCUGGUGCUGCAGCUCAUCAACUGUCCCACAGAGUACGCAGAGUUCCUGCACUGUAAAGGGAAGAAGUUCACAGACUUUGAUGAAGUUCGUCAGGAGAUUGAAGCUGAAACAGACCGGGUGACGGGACAGAACAAAGGAAUCAGUCCGGUUCCCAUCAACCUCAGAGUGUAUUCUCCCAACGUCCUGAACCUGACUCUGGUGGAUCUUCCCGGGAUGACGAAGGUUCCUGUGGGGGACCAGCCGGCCGACAUCGAGCACCAGAUCAGGGAUAUGCUCAUGCAGUUUGUCACCAAAGACAACUGCCUCCUAUUGGCUGUUUCUCCAGCCAACUCUGACCUCGCCAACUCUGAUGCUCUGAAGAUCGCCAAAGAGGUGGACCCACAAGGUCUGAGGACCAUUGGUGUGAUCACCAAACUGGAUCUGAUGGAUGAAGGAACCGACGCCAGAGACAUCCUGGAGAACAAACUGCUGCCGCUCCGCAGGGGUUACAUCGGGGUGGUGAACCGCAGUCAGAAGGACAUCGAUGGGAAGAAAGACAUCACAGCAGCUCUGCAGGCUGAGAGGAAGUUCUUCCUGUCACACCCGUCGUACCGUCACCUGGUCGACCGCAUGGGCACCGCCUACCUGCAGAAGACCCUCAACCAGCAACUGACCAACCACAUCCGGGACACGCUGCCGGCGCUACGAAGCAAACUGCAGAGUCAGCUGCUGUCCAUCGAGAAGGAGGUGGAGGAGUACAAGAACUUCAGACCCGACGACCCCAGCCGCAAGACCAAGGCCCUACUGCAGAUGGUGCAGCAGUUUGCCGUGGACUUUGAGAAGCGUAUUGAGGGAUCAGGUGAUCAGGUCGACACCUACGAACUCUCAGGUGGAGCAAAGAUCAACCGUAUCUUCCAUGAACGCUUCCCAUUUGAGUUGGUCAAGCUGGAGAGCGAUGAGAAGACGCUUCGUAAAGAGAUCAGCUACGCUAUCAAAAACAUCCACGGAAUCAGGACUGGGCUGUUCACACCUGACAUGGCAUUUGAGACGAUCGUGAAGCGUCUGAUUGCUCAGAUCAAAGAACCGUGUCAGAAAUGUGUGGACCUGGUGAUCAAUGAGCUGGUCAACACCGUCAGGCAGUGUACGCAGAAGCUGGCUCAGUAUCCGAUGCUCAGAGAGGAGAUGGAGAGAAUCGUGACUCAGCACAUUAGAGACCGAGAAAGUGUCACCAAAACCCAGGUGAUCUUGCUGAUUGACAUUGAGUUGGCCUACAUGAACACAAACCAUGAAGACUUCAUCGGCUUCGCAAAUGCUCAGCAGAAGAGCAGUCAGAUGAGCAAGAAGAAGGCAGCAGGAAACCAGGAUGAGAUCAUGGUGAUCCGUAAAGGCUGGCUCACCAUCAACAACAUCAGCAUCAUGAAGGGCGGAGCCAAAGAGUACUGGUUCGUCCUGACAGCAGAGACACUGUCCUGGUACAAAGACGACGAGGAGAAGGAGAAGAAGUACAUGCUGCCUGUGGACAACCUGAAGCUGAAGGACAUUGAGAAGAGCUUCAUGUCCAGCAAACACAUCUUCGCCCUGUUCAACACCGAACACCGGAACGUGUACAAAGACUACCGUCAGCUGGAGUUAGCCAGUGAGUCUCAGGAGGAGGUGGACAGCUGGAAGGCUUCUUUCCUACGAGCUGGAGUGUACCCUGAACGCACCGUGGACAAAGAGAAGGUGGAGUCGGAGGAGUCCAGUGGGGACGGACAGAUCCACAGUCUGGACCCUCAGCUGGAGCGGCAGGUGGAGAUCGUCAGGAACCUGGUGGACUCCUACCUGUCAAUCAUCCACAGGACGGUCCGGGACCUGAUCCCCAAAACCGUCAUGCACCUGAUGGUCAACAACACUAAGGAGUUCAUUCAUGCCGAGCUGCUGGCUCAGCUGUACUCCUGUGGAGACCAGAACACCCUGAUGGAGGAGUCCCAGGAACAGGCCCAACACCGUGAUGAGAUGCUCCGGAUGUACCACGCCCUGAGGGAGGGGCUCAGCAUCAUCGGUGACAUCAGCACGUCCACCGUCACCACGGCGAUGCCUCCGCCAGUCGACGACUCGUGGCUGCAGGUGACGGGGAUGCCGUCGGGUCGCAGGUCCCCCAUGUCCAGCCCGACCCCGCAGCGCCGGGCCCCUCCUGGACCGCCUCGACCCGGCGGACGGGCGGCUCCGGGGCCUCCGGGUCGACCCGCCGUGUCGCCUGAUCCGGGACCGCCGUCGGUGCCGUCCAGACCCAACAGAGCGCCCCCUCCUGGAGUCCCCAGUCGUCCCAGUAAAGGUAGCCCCGCCCACGGAGAGAGUCCCCAGUCUUCUAUUGAGGGCUAGACCCAGUGUUUGUGUCUGCAGAACCGUUCUACUGUUCUCUACUGAGCUGUUCUACGUUCUCUACUGAGCUGUGUUACUGUGAACCUUACUAGUAAUAAUAAUAUUGAUGAGCACAUUAUGACUAUAUAGCCAACGAUCAGCAAACUCCUUCUGCAAUACUGACUGUAAAUACUGUCUGUCUGCUGUCGGGAGGUGAGACAGGUGCCUGUCUGUCUGCCUCCUCCUGUGACGUUCCAUCAGCUGUAGAACAUUCUGCUGUGGAGGUGAAGACGUCUCUCUGACCCAGAGGUUCAGCUUCCAUCAGCUCCUGGGAUUAAAUCACUCUGUUGCAUUUUAUUGUUUUUGUUUUUGUGGAACCCAGAUGUUCUGUUUGAAGCACCGACAGAAGUUUUCUUUACAGUGUAAAGUUUAAAUAUGGUUUUAACUGAAGUAUUUAUUCAUCUAUUUAUGGAUUUAUUUGUGUUCUUCAGAUGGAAACGGUUUACAACCUGAUAGAUGUGAAAUCAACUGAAUCUACUGUGUUCUAGAUUUGGGAACAUUAAAUCCCAGAUGCUGUUCUGUUCUACUGACAUCUGGUUAGAACCUCGUCCAACUGGUUCUAGCUGCUUCCAAUUUCUUCUUGUUUCUUUCAACCAGUGCAGCUGGUUCUGUGUUGUUCCAACUGACACCACCUGGUUCUCAAUGACUCACUGGUUCUAACUGGUUUUAUUUGGUUCCACUGUGCUUCAAAUGGUUCCACUUGGUUGUGAUGUGCCUCAAAUGAUACGUACUGUGAAGCACUUCAGACUGGUUCCAGUUGUUCUCAGUUGAUACAACACGCUCUGUCUGGAUUCAAACUGGUUCCAGAACACUGCAGCUGGUUCUGACUGGUUCCAGCUGGUUCUGACUGGUUCCAGCUGGUUCUGACUGGCUCUAAAUUAUUCUGGUAGGUACUAAGUAGCUCCAGCUCAUCCCAGAUAGCUCUACUGGUUCCAGUGGUUUUCACUGGACUCUAUUAAGUUCUAACUGGUUCCAGUCAAUUCUAACCGGUUCCAGUCAGUUCUAACUGGUUCCAUUUGUUGUGGUUGGAAGCAUCCAGCAGUAAACGAGGUUCUAAAUCAUGUUUAUUGCUGUUGUCAUGGGACUUGUGGUUCUUCUGAUGUUUCAGUUCUAAAUGUUUGAUGAACUCGUUUCUCAAAGUGUUAUUUCAGCUGCUGAUGAUGAACCUGAUCAAUGCGUCAGAUCAAUGAACCGGAUCAAUGAACCGGAUCGAUGAAUCAGAUCGAUGAAUCAGAUCAAUGAACCGGAUCAAUGAAUCAGAUCAAUGAACCGGAUCAAUGAAUCAGAUCAAUGAACCGGAUCAAUGAAUCAGAUCAAUGAACCGGAUCAAUGAAUCAGAUCAAUGAACCGGAUCAAUGAACUGGAUCAAUGAAUCAGAUCAAUGAACCGGAUCAAUGAAUCAGAUUAAUGAAUCAGAUCAAUGAAUCAGAUCAAUGAACCGGAUCAAUGAAUCAGAUUAAUGAACCGGAUCGAUGAAUCAGAUCAAUGAAUCAGAUCGAUGAAUCCAGGAGAUAAAAACUUGGUAGCGAGAUUAAAGUGAAGGCAAGCAUUGCAUCCAGUCAGCUGUAUCGAUCAGUAUUGAUUAGUGUUGAUCGGUAUUGAUCAGUAUUGAUUGGUGUUGAUCGGUAUUGAUCCAGCUGUACUGAUCGGUAUUGAUCAGUAUUGAUUGGUGUUGAUUGAUAUUGAUCAGUAUUGACUGGUGUUGAUCGGUAUUGAUCCAGCUGUAUUGAUCGGUAUUGAUCCAGCUGUAUUGAUCGGUAUUGAUCCAGCUGUAUUGAUCCUGACUUUGCGAGGUGUCCUGAAUCAGACUGUAUGAAGAGAACCUGCUGAUCUAUCUGUGUUUGUGUACCGUUGCCGUGGUGAUUGUGUAGUCAAGCUGCGUUCAGCUGCUUCCGUGUUUUAGCCGUGACGUCCCGUGUUCCAGUGUCAGCAUGCUCACUCAGCUCUCCAGUGUUGUAUGAUGGUGAAGUUAGAUAUAAUCUGUUUACAUGAAUAUAGAUCAUCUGUUAACUGAAGUAUGCAGCGGCCCACACUCCAGUGUGUGUGUGUGUGUGUGUGUGUGUGUGUGUGUGUGUGUGUGUGUGUGUGUGUGUGUGUGUGUGUGUGUGUGUGUGUGUAUCUUAGCGUCAUGUGAUCGGGCUGACAGAAGUGUCAACACCAAUAAAGAUUGUGUGAAUGAA
Molecule: messenger RNA, 5137 nt
Organism: Acanthochromis polyacanthus (spiny chromis)
Lineage: Eukaryota; Metazoa; Chordata; Actinopteri; Pomacentridae
Product: dynamin-1-like
Exons: 23
Coding region: 375-2918 (847 amino acids)
Cellular component (GO): microtubule; membrane; cytoplasm
Molecular function (GO): GTP binding; microtubule binding; GTPase activity
Source: RefSeq, a predicted model, not a curated record